AUGGAUCCCUCCAACAUCAACACGGAGCUCUGCCCCGUCUACGCCCCCUUCUUUGGCGCCAUGGGCUGCACCGCCGCCAUUGUCUUCACCUGUCUCGGUGCCUCGUACGGCACUUCCAAGUCCGGUGUCGGUAUCUCGGCCAUGGGUGUUCUCCGUCCCGACCUCCUCAUCAAGUGUGUCGUCCCCGUCAUCAUGGCCGGUAUCAUUGCUAUUUACGGUCUCGUCGUCAGCGUCCUGAUCUCGGGUGACAUCAAGACCCCGAUGUCCCUCUACGCCGGCUUCAUCCAGCUGGGCGCCGGCCUUUCCGUCGGUCUGGCCGGUCUCGCCGCUGGUUUUGCCAUCGGCAUUGUCGGUGACGCUGGUGUCCGCGGCACCGCCCAGCAGCCUCGUCUCUUCAUCGGAAUGAUUCUCAUUCUCAUUUUCGCCGAGGUCCUGGGUCUGUACGGCCUCAUUGUCGCCCUGAUCCUCAACACCCGGUCCCAGGACGACCCCCUUGGAUGCCUCCUCAAGUAA
Pseudozyma flocculosa PF-1 is the source of this 513-nucleotide messenger RNA. RefSeq lists its product as uncharacterized. Gene Ontology annotation, biological process: proton transmembrane transport. Gene Ontology annotation, cellular component: proton-transporting V-type ATPase, V0 domain. Gene Ontology annotation, molecular function: proton-transporting ATPase activity, rotational mechanism. Lineage: Eukaryota; Fungi; Basidiomycota; Ustilaginomycetes; Ustilaginales; Ustilaginaceae. The transcript is spliced from 7 exons. The coding region runs from base 1 to 513 and encodes 170 amino acids. The record is from RefSeq and is a predicted model, not a curated record.